AGAAUUCUGCUUUAUCAUUACCACUUAUUGAUAAGAACAAUAAAGUAAAAAGAAUCGACUCCGACAACACGAUUUAGCUGACUUGCCGUAUGUCGAGAAGUUCAGAAUAAAAUCAAAGUCACCGUAGAAAAAAUAAGAUAUAAAAAGCAGUCUUCCGUGUACUGUCAGUCAGUGAAAUUUAAACAGUAGUAGUUACUCAUUUAAUCUGUUCUUGUUCACAAAUACCUGAUAAAAUGCCAGGACAAUUGCGUUUUGAUGAUAAAGUGGUUGUAGUUACAGGAGCGGGUGCAGGUUUGGGACGAACUUACGCAUUGUUGUUUGCAUCCAGAGGUGCCAAGGUAGUUGUGAAUGACUUGGGAGGUAAUAGACAUGGAGAUGGAAGCAGCACCAAGACCGCGGAUGCUGUUGUUCAGGAAAUUCGACAAAAUGGAGGAAAAGCUGUUGCAAAUUAUGAUUCUGUGAUGGAUGGUGAAAAAAUCAUAAAGACAGCAAUUGAGGCGUUUGGUCGCAUAGAUGUGCUUGUUAAUAAUGCAGGUAUUUUAAGGGACGCAUCAUUCAUGAAAAUGUCGGACGCACAAUGGGAUAUGGUACAGAAUGUCCAUUUGAAUGGUGCUAUGAGAACGACACGUGCGGCAUGGCCGUAUUUUAUGAAACAGAAAUAUGGACGUGUAAUUUUCACCUCGAGCAACAGCGGUCUAUAUGGAAACUUCGGACAGACCAAUUACAGUUCAGCAAAAAUGGGUCUUGUGGGAUUAGCCAACACACUAGCUAUUGAAGGUGGAAGAAAAAAUAUUUUCACCAAUGUAAUAGUACCCACGGCUGCUUCGCGUUUGACGGAAGAUAUUUUCCCACCAGAAUUCUUUGAGCAGUUUAAGCCUGAAUUGAUAGCACCUGUUGUUUUUUGGUUGUGCCACGAGGAUUGUAAGGAAAAUGGUUCUAUAAUUGAAGCAGCAUUAGGCUGGGCUGGCAAAUGUCAUUUAAUUCGUUCUUCGGGUGCUAUGUUGCGACAGUCUUUAUCAGAUAAUGUUACACCAGAAAACGUACAGGAAAACUGGUCGAAAAUAACCGACAUGACAUCGGCAAAAAGAUACAACUCAAUCGGGGAAGUGACAGGAGAUUUGGCAAACGUCAUUGAAAACCUGAGGAACGGACCCUCUUCAAAAGAGGAGGAACAGAGAAGCACCUACAACAGUCGCGACAUUAUAUUGUAUGCGCUUGGCGUCGGAGCUACAACUCAAGAACCAACGGAUUUUCGUUUUAUAUAUGAAAAUGCCGAUGGAUUCGCUGUGUUUCCUACAUAUUACGUUACAUAUGGAACUCAAGGAUUUUUUAAAAGUUCUGUUGCGCAAGACAUACCUGUAGACUUAAAUGAUCCUACACGGAUACUUCAUGGCGAGCAGUAUCUAGAAGUUUUCAAAGAACUGCCUACGGAAGCUACCGUAGAAACGCGCUUUACGCUACAGGAUGUCUUAGAUAAGGGAAAAGGCGCUGUUGUUUUACUCAAACACGACACUUACGAUGUGGCAAGCGGAGAAAUACUAUCGACCGGACAGAUAAGUGUGUUUGUCAUUGGCGCUGGUGGUUUCAAUGGAAAACGAACAUCACCACACAGUAUUCCGACCAUUGAGCCUCCUGCUCGAAAGGCAGAUGCAACAGUAAUACAAAAAACUAAUGUCGAUCAGGCUGCUUUGUAUAGAUUGAGCGGAGAUCUCAAUCCGCUCCAUAUGGACAAUACUAUUGCUAUGUUAGCAGGACAUGAGAGACCAAUAUUGCACGGGCUCUGCACCCUCGGAUUUUCCGCUCGCCACGUUCUUCAAACGUAUGCUGCCGGAGAUCCUAGCUUAUUCAAAUCUAUUAAGGUGAGAUUUUCAAAACCAUUCCUGCCGGGCCAAUCAAUACGUACUGAUAUGUGGCGCAAUAAUAACAGGAUACAUUUCCAAACGUCUGUCGUUGAGACCGGAGUGCCAGUUAUAACAGGUGCUUAUAUCGAUCUCUUCGAUGUUAAAACGGGAAUGCCGCGAGUAAAUCUGUGUGCCGCUGAAGAAAAUAUUCAGAGUAACGCCGUAUUCGCGACUAUCGGUGAACAUGUGAAAGCAAAUCCGGAUGAAGCGAAGAAAGUCAAUGCGGUCUUUCUUUACAACAUCACCGUCGAUAAAAAACCAGCAGUGGAAUGGACUCUCGAUAUGAAGAAGGGUGAAGUGUACAAAGGAAAGCCCAAGUCCGGGAAACCAGACACGACCCUCACUAUAGAAGAUAAAGAUAUGAUUGAAAUUGCACUGGGAAAACUAAAUCCACAAGUGGCGUUUAUGCGUGGAAAGUUGAAGAUAACCGGCAACAUUAUGGUCACGCAGAAAUUAGCAAGCCUAAUGGAGGCAAAUAAAUCGAAGUUGUAGUUAUCGCCAUUGUUAUUUUUAAACAAAAUUUGAAUAUAUAUAUAUACCAUGGAUGAGGGUAUAUGUUUUACGCGUAUAUGUAUACGUGUAAAUAUACGUGCAAUAUAUAUACACAUAUACAUGUAUAAUGA
This is a messenger RNA of Pseudomyrmex gracilis, 2524 nucleotides long. RefSeq names its product peroxisomal multifunctional enzyme type 2 (gene Mfe2). Lineage: Eukaryota; Metazoa; Arthropoda; Insecta; Hymenoptera; Formicidae. The transcript has 16 exons. The coding region runs from base 234 to 2393 and encodes 719 amino acids. The record is from RefSeq and is a predicted model, not a curated record. Gene Ontology annotation, cellular component: cytosol. Gene Ontology annotation, molecular function: oxidoreductase activity.